AUGACGUCGGCAAAACUGCUCGUCCUGCUCGGGGCGCUCGCCGCCUCCGCGCAGGCGACAGACUACUUCUUCCGGUUCGUGGGCGGCAACGCCGUCACGCACGGGCAGCGGCUGCGGCUCAACAACUCGAUCCCGCUGAUCUCGCCGGGGGUGACGGCGGCGCCGUACAACGACGCGGACCACUUCAGCCGCAUCUCCGUCGUCGAUGCAUCGCCCUCGACGCUCUUCGUAGUGCCGACGAACCCGCACCCGCCGCCGGUGCCGGGUUACUACGGGCUCAGCGGCGCCGAGGGCGUGCCCGACACGUUCCGCCUGCUGCAGUCGUACCACCCCGCCGACGAGCCCGCGCCGUUCCUGUACCAGGCCUGGGAGCUCGUGACAAAGUGCGAUGGUUCUGCGCUGCUGCGCUACGCCAACGACCCCUACGACGAGCGCCGCUGGGUCGCUGUCAAGGAGACGACGCAGGCUGGAGUUGUUCGCUGGGUGCCCUGGUGGAUCAAGCCGACUGCUGAAAACUUUGCUACGCUCGCCGCGUGGGACUUGGAGGUGGCUGACCUCGAACUGGUGGUCGCGACGGGGCCGGUGGCCUCCAACGCGCCGGGCGGAGUGGUGGAGUGA
Lasiosphaeria miniovina is the source of this 618-nucleotide messenger RNA. RefSeq lists its product as uncharacterized. NCBI's taxonomy places the organism in Eukaryota, Fungi, Ascomycota, Sordariomycetes, Sordariales, Lasiosphaeriaceae. The coding region runs from base 1 to 618 and encodes 205 amino acids. The transcript has a single exon. The record is from RefSeq and is a predicted model, not a curated record.